GAGUUCAGUCGCUUUGCGCCGGCGCCUGAGUUCGACGCUUUAAAUAAAAGAUUCAAAAUGGCGGCCAGGCCCAUCCUCACUACAAGUCUCUCGACUUUCUCAAGACGCGCAUAUAGCUCGAAAGCUGACAAAAAUGUGGCGUUUCUCGGCCUCGGGAAUAUGGGGGGCUAUAUGGCUGCCAACCUGGUCAAAAAGGGCUUCAACGUAACAGGCUACGACCCAUCAAAGGAUACCCUAACAGCCGCAGAAAAGACCGGCGUUAAAGGUGCCAGCUCAAUCGCGGCGGCUGUCGAGAGCGCGGACGCUGUCGUCUCCAUCUUACCUAGCAAUAAAGUUGUAUUGGAUGCUUACCUUGGCAAGGAUGGUGUUGUUAAACAUGCUCAAAAAGGCGCUCUGCUUAUCGACUCAAGCACAGUAGACCCGAACGUGCCCAAAGAGAUCUUUCCUGUCGCCAUCGAAAAUGGCGUCGGCUUCAUUGAUGCCCCAGUCUCAGGAGGUGUGAUGGGUGCCCAAAACGCCACCCUGGCCUUCAUGUCCGGUGGUCGGAAGGGUGACUUCGACCGUUCCCUGCCCCUCCUCCAAGCCAUGGGUGCUAAGCAGUUCCACUGUGGAGACGUCGGCGCUGGCCAGGUGGCCAAGCUGGCUAAUAACAUGCUCAUGGGUAUUACUGGCAUGGCUACUGCUGAGUGCAUGAACAUGGGUAUCAAAAUGGGCCUAGACCCCAAAGUCCUGUUGGAUGUCCUAAACAACUCCUCGGCGCGAUCAUGGUCCACUGAAGUGUACUGCCCCGUUCCUGGCCUAGUGCCCACCGCUCCGUCCAGCAGAAACUAUGAUGGAGGCUUCAAGAACGAGCUUAUGGUUAAGGACUUGGAGCUGGCCAGCGGCAUGGCCCUCGGCAUCAGAUCCCCCAUCCCCCUGGGCGCGGUGGCCACCCAGCUGUACCGCAUCGUGCAGUCCCGCGGCUACGGCCAGAAGGACUUCUCCUACGUAUAUCAGCUGCUCAAGGAGGACAAGAAGUAGAAUAAACUGAUUUAGUUCUCA
Leguminivora glycinivorella is the source of this 1041-nucleotide messenger RNA. It is a transcript of the gene hibadh, whose product is annotated as probable 3-hydroxyisobutyrate dehydrogenase, mitochondrial. The transcript has 6 exons. NCBI's taxonomy places the organism in Eukaryota, Metazoa, Arthropoda, Insecta, Lepidoptera, Tortricidae. Gene Ontology annotation, molecular function: 3-hydroxyisobutyrate dehydrogenase activity; NAD binding; NADP binding. The coding region runs from base 58 to 1020 and encodes 320 amino acids. The record is from RefSeq and is a predicted model, not a curated record. Gene Ontology annotation, biological process: L-valine catabolic process. Gene Ontology annotation, cellular component: mitochondrion.